Exophiala bonariae is the source of this 1641-nucleotide messenger RNA. RefSeq lists its product as uncharacterized. Lineage: Eukaryota; Fungi; Ascomycota; Eurotiomycetes; Chaetothyriales; Herpotrichiellaceae. Bases 1 to 1641 code for a protein of 546 amino acids. The transcript has a single exon. The record is from RefSeq and is a predicted model, not a curated record.
AUGCAACUGCUAUGUCCUCAAAUAUUGAUAUUGCUAUCAGCAAUCGGCAAUGCUCUUGCGAUCCUAAGAGACACUGGCAGCGGUGUGUCGUGCGAAUCAUCAGCUUUUGACCUCCCUGAAGUCCUGGGUACACGCAUUAUCUCACUGAGGGCAACUCCAAUAUUCAACGACAGCCUGGCUCUUGACAGACGUGAUGUUCCGGAUCGACUCUCAACAUUGCCCGGAGCGAUCGAUGAUGGUCUUGAUUAUUGCAACGUCAGCCUCACAUACACUCAUCCAGGGCUGAAUGACUCAAUCAAUGUUGCAAUUUGGCUGCCAUUGAAGAGCCACUGGAACGGACGAUUCAUGGGUGUCGGCGGUGGAGGCUUCAACACAGGCUACAGCGCAGACUCUUCCUUUCCUUACAAUGGAAUUGGCGCCAACUUCUCGACCAUGUGGACCAGUGGAGGACACGUAUAUCCAACUCGUGAAGAUCCCUUUCCUGAUCCGGCGCCCUGGGGUCUCGCAAGCCCGGGAGUCGUAGACUUUAAUGGCUUCAAUAACUUUGCGUCACUCACCCUGCACGAAGCAACCCUGUUCGGCAAGGCAAUCACCGAGAACUACUACGGUCGACCUGCUGAAUACUCAUACUGGAACGGUUGCUCGCAAGGCGGUCGCCAGGGCCACAUGUUUGCGCAGAGAUAUCCUGACAUGUAUGAUGGCAUUCUCGGAGCAGCAGCCGCCAUCAACUGGGUGGACAUUUUCCAGUUCAUGCUUUGGCCACAGAUCGUCAUGAAUCAAGAAGGACAAUUCCCAUCACUAUGCGAGCUGGAAGCCAUCAAAGAAGCAGCCAUCGAAGCAUGCGAUGAGCUCGAUGGUCUGAAGGAUGGUCUAAUCUCGGCGAAUAGCCAAUGCACCUUUGACGCCAACGAGGCCGUUGGCCGACUCUACAACUGUUCUGGCGAGUAUGUUCAGGUCUCGGCUGGGGCAGCACAAGUCGCCAACGCAGCAUGGCGCGGCCCUCUCAACAUCGACGGUACCCAGCAAUGGUAUGGAACCUCCAAAGACACAGACCUCAGCCCAAUUGCAAACACGACCAUCUCCAGCAAUGGAACUCGUGAAGUCAACCCACUCUUCCUGCCACACGACUGGAUCAGAGUCUGGAUCGCCAAAGACGCAACCUACAAGCCCGCGCUCGCCACUUACGAGGACUUCGACCACUUCUUCCAUACUGGACACCAGAUCUACGACUCGCCAAUCGGCACUGUCGACCCCGAUCUGCGCGCAUUCAGAGACGCGGGAGGCAAGUUUCUGACCUGGCACGGCGUGGCAGACGCCUUCAUCCCCUUCGAUGGCACCGUUGACUAUUACAAUAAAGUCCUGCAGCGAGAUCCAUCAAUCGACGACUAUUACCGCUUCUUUCCAGUCCCUGGCAUCGGGCACUGUGGAGGCGGUCCCGGUGCAAAGCCGGAUUCGAGCCUCGAGACGCUCGUGAAUUGGGUCGAGAAAGGUAUUGCGCCGGAAACGCUACUGGCCAUGAAGAAGUCUACGAAUGGAAGUAUCGAGUACCAACGCCCACUGUGCAGAUACCCAUUUUUCACUGUCUUCGUAGGCUCUGAUCCCAAUUUGGUAGAGUCAUAUGAGUGUCGAGAAUCCUUUUGA